CAGGAAAUCAUCAAAACAAAUGUUCAAAAUUAAGAAGCCGAUGUUCCGCUCACCGCAGCGCUCUGAUCUGGAUGGUAAGGAGAAAAAGGACAGAGAUAUGGACGGCAUGAGCAGCUUAGAAAGAAAAUCAAAAUCUUUAGGAAGGGAUGGCAAGCCAAAAGUCAAA
Molecule: messenger RNA, 166 nt
Organism: Candidula unifasciata
Lineage: Eukaryota; Metazoa; Mollusca; Gastropoda; Stylommatophora; Geomitridae
Source: the annotation of a GenBank genome assembly